GCUGUUUGGUGUACAUUUCCAGCAUCAGGUCAUGAUUAUGAGUCAAUAUCUACCACUGUAAGAGCAAUGCCUUGUCAGCCAGUCAUUUGCGCAGAAGUUACAAUCAUUGAUGAUGACAUGGUAGUGUUGCUGGAGAAGACUUUCACUGUUCAACUGGAAAGAACUGUUGGUCUUGACUACAGGAUCUCACUUGAAGAUACACCUGCAACCAUCACCAUCACUGAUGAUGAUGUUACUAGGUUUGGUCUGAGGGAAACUGAUCUUGAAGUUUAUGACAAUGAGACAGAGAUUGAAGUGUGUGUUGAGGCAAAGCCACCCUACAACAGUGCAGUUUGUCCGGUGGGAUUUCAAUUCAAUUUGAAAGUUUCCAUUCAAGGUGAAAAUGAUGGAACUGGUGAUGACUACAUUACCAUGACAGUUGAACAAUGUGCCAUCCAAAAGUGUGUUCUGGUUCCUGUGAAUAUCUCUGCCAUCAAUCAACUCAGUAUCAACCUGGAACCUCCAGACAAUCACGAUAACAGAAUUGAGCUCGUUGAUGUGAAGCAUAAUAUAACUAUUUUGUCUGCUUUCGUGCCAACAGUGGAAUUUGAGAGACGGUCAUUGACUGUACAAGAGGAGGAUGGUAGAGCUGAAGUGUGUGUGUUAGUUACAGCUCAUGGACAUCAUUCAGAGGUACCAUCCCUAUUACCCUCUCAACUUCAGAUGUCACAGCAGUGGCAGGCCAGGACUACAGGUCACUACAGUCAAUCCUCAGAUUGGACCCUUGUGAAGAGAAAGCCUGUUUUAAUGUGGCCAUUAUUAAUGAUGUGAGAGUAGAAGAUAUGGAACAGUUCACUCUUAGUCUAGUCUAUGAAUUUGGGAGUGGUGGUGAUGUUAUCGUAAAAGAAGACAAGGUUGAUAUCUGGAUCAAUGAUACUGAUGGAGCCUUAGUGCAGUUGGAAAGGGAGCACUACUCUUUAAUCGAAGGAGAAGAAUGUGAAAUAUGUGCCAUUUUAUCAGUUGAUGUGGAUACAGAGAUUUGCAUCAGAUUUAAAAUCUUUAAGAUUAAAGUAAAAAUCUGUUUUACAUUUCACCAACGAAGUUGUGGGAUAUUCCGUGUUGAAGAUAACAAUAUCCUUGAGAAUCCCUAUUCAAGACCUAUAACACUAGAAAGCAAUGAUAGUAGGAUAUCUAUAAUUGGGAAUGGAUCGAUCACCAUCAGAGACAAUCCCAGUUUUGAAGCUACUGUGGGACUGGAUAAUAUGACAUAUACAGUGAAGGAAGAUAAUCUGCAACUUAAUGUGUGUGUGGUGGUGUUUUCUCCGACCACUGCCUGUCCUAUUGCAUUCCCUUUUGAGCUGAUAUUUGCUGCAAACCAGGGCACUGCAUUCCAAGGUCGUGAUUAUACACUCAAUGACAGGGCUGUGAAUUUUGGUGCAUGCAGUAAGAAGGAAUGUCUGACAGUAGACAUCAUUGAUGACGACCUCAUUGAAGACACUGAAACCUUUACCAUCACUCUACAACCACCAAGUCAAGACUUCACUGAGCGCAUCAUACUCAGUCCUAAUGUGACUACUGUUGCCAUUGAAGAUGAACAUGAUGCUACUGUGGGCCUGGAGGAAAUGUCUUACGAAGUCAACGAAGGAGACAGCAUUGAAGUAUGUGCCAGAGUGACAUCUCCAAGUAUCUCGUGUCCUAUCAGCUAUGGAUUCAGUCUCACGAUCUCUACUGCUCCUAUUAAUGCAGGUUUUAAUGUUGUAUAUACCUCAUUAAGAAUUAAACAAGUGUCUACCCAGUGUACCUAAGUGAUGCAGUUGGUAAUGUAAUCAUUGUAAAGCGAGGUCCUUGAUUCAAUCCUUACCACCAAAACCUGUUAUGGAUCGUAGUUGUGUUGCUUUAGCACAAAGAGUUAAAAAUAAAUAAAAAAUUCAAAAGUGUGG
Messenger RNA from Geodia barretti, 1919 nucleotides. NCBI's taxonomy places the organism in Eukaryota, Metazoa, Porifera, Demospongiae, Tetractinellida, Geodiidae. The record is from the annotation of a GenBank genome assembly.